AUGUUUUCGCAGAAAGGGAAAAACGACGAAGCAAAGCACGAAAUGAAAUUCGACACCGGGCAACCAUUUGAAAGUGUCGUUCAUUCAGACGAUGCAUUCAGGACAUGUCUAGAGAAAUUGAUAAAGUCUCCACAAAGUCGAGAAGCCUCUCGGGGGUGGGCAAGAAAUCUUCGACUUCUGUAUCCAUUAAACGAUCAGACUCGCGAUAACACCGAUAUUCAAGUCCAAGAUGUCUCCAAAGGCUUGAAAUCCAUGAAUCCUUUCCGGUCCAACAAGAAUGCGAGGCCACCGCCACAACCACCCAACAAAAACUCACAGGUCACAAAUCUAGCACUGGCAGCUUCUAAGAGCUUCCCGGUGCCACCGCACUACGUCGCAAUAUCAUAUUGCUGGAACCGUAAGGGUAGCAAUAACUACACAAAAGAAGAACUCGAAGGAACUGUAUAUGUUCAUUCUCGGGGUAAAGAGACAAAAAAGGCCAAAGCCCCAGCAGUCGUGUUGCAACGUGGGAUCAAUUUCGCCCUGGCCCAUAACAUGAAAUGCAUUUGGAUCGACCAAGAGUGUAUCAAUCAGAACGAGGGAGAAGAUUCGCGAAAAGAUAAAGAACUCGGUAUCCAAGCAAUGGACCUUGUGUACGAAAAGUCCAUGCGACCAGUGGCCCUUCUGACGUCUAUCAUCCAAACUCAGGGGCAGAUAAACGCUUUAGAGCAAUUCUUGACCAUUGCUGUGGAUUUAAACAAAGAACAAGGUGACUUUUUGGACGUCUUGACUAUCCUGGCAAAUGAUGACUGGUUUACACGUGCCUGGACCUUCCAAGAAGCCAUCGCUUCUGGGAGUAAACAUGGUAUGUCGAUCUUAAUACGGCAUAAGCCCGAUCUGAAAAAGAACGAUAGACUCAUGGGGAAGAUGCCGGGAGAAAUCGAGAUAGAGCUUGACGACUUGGCUUGGCCGGCUCAUACGCUUCUGACGAAUGUCAAGAUGAAGUGCUUACAAAAACAUGAUGCAAACCUCCUAAGGCAUCAUCAAGAUCUUAAUAAAGUCUUAUCCAAAUUACUUGAUGUCUGCCCCCAAAAGAAGAAGGAUUUCACAUACGAUGGAGUCACGGCCUUGCAAUUUCUCGAGAGGCGGUACAACAGUCGUGCCUCAGAUCGACCAGCAAUUCUAGCGAAUCUGUGCGAUUAUCCUCAACGGAUUAACACAAUUGAAGCUGAAGAGCAUCAAAUCAGUCUGAGUGUCUGUCUCUUUUUACUCUGUAUUAUGAAUGGAGAUUUGUCCCUGGUUACCUGCCAUCGCAACAUUCGUCCCUCACAGCGUUUGGGCUACUCUUGGGGGCCCCAUAGGAAAGAGUCUAUUCGCUCGGCACUUUACAGCGGUUUUAAUCUGCAAGAGUGGGGUGGAAAUCCGCCUCGACUCGUUCGACCCAUCUUGAGUAAGCGGGGUCUGCGUCUUUCUGGGUGGAUCUGGAAGAUUGGAGCACAGCUAGAUCUUUCCCAUAUCAAACAGCUUACCACGAACUUCCCAAUGGAACAGAGGAAGAAUAAGAUAUGGGAAAUUCUGACCUAUUUGGUCAAACACGGCUUCAACACCGUAGCCGGGCUAGUUUGGUCAAGUCUCCAUUUUUUCGAACAUUUGGAAUUCAACUCCACGAAGCAUACAUGGGAACAGAAGAGAGCGCACUUUGAUAAACACUGUAUCAUGAACCGUCAAGAAUCCCAUCGUCUACUUAUUGCCAUAACGCAGAGCGGCACGAUUUCACUCGGGUAUAGAGAAUCGGAUACCGGAAGAAAAACACAAAGUUCACCUGAUAAAGCCAAAUACCAGGCCAUUUUCUAUUCAAAAAUGGAUGUUGGUGCCAUGGUUCUCACACCAGAGCUUGCGGGCAUCCAGGAGGGCAAAACUCAUCGAAGCCUCUUUUCUCCUGUCGCGUGGGAGCUCGAUAACCCAUCGGCUCCAAUUUCAAUUGAGAAGGUUCUCAAGGCAAAAAGUCAGACGAGUGGUGUUUAUUCGACUCAAGAUCCUUCCAAACAAUAUACACUUGCCUAG
This is a messenger RNA of Penicillium brevicompactum, 2043 nucleotides long. RefSeq lists its product as uncharacterized. The transcript has a single exon. NCBI's taxonomy places the organism in Eukaryota, Fungi, Ascomycota, Eurotiomycetes, Eurotiales, Aspergillaceae. The record is from RefSeq and is a predicted model, not a curated record. Bases 1 to 2043 code for a protein of 680 amino acids.